AUGUUUCUACCUAUUGUUGGAGCCGUAGCUUUGGCUAUUGAUGCAGCGUUCAGAGGAAACCGGCGAUCGCCAAGUCCUCAACAAAGUACUAUUACGACAUCUUUGCGUACUCAAAUAAAUGAGAUGCGUGAAGAAAUUGAGAAUAAACGUCGAGAUUUGGAAAAAUACGAGAAGAAAGCAAGAAGAAAAAACAUGAAAUCAUUUGAUGAUGUAGCAAAAUAUGAGAAACGACGACAGAAAGCUCUUUCUAAAUUGGCUCAUAAAACUAAAACAAUUAAAAGACAAGGCAAUAAUAUUGGAAUAUUUGGAUUAACAUCAACUGGUAAAUCAACUAUAGUAAAUAGUCUUCUUGGAAAAAAUGUCGCUGAAACAGGUGUCGGUGAAACAACAAAAGAAAUAACAUCAUAUCAUGGUACAGGAUAUACACUUUGGGAUACACCUGGUCGUAAUGAUGAAUUAACAUAUUCCAAUGAGAAAUAUAUUUCUUUUAUCAAAGGAUUGACACGACGUCUUAUUCUUAUUCAAUAUACAAUAAAAGAAAAUUUGAAUUUGAUUCGUUUAUUCGAUGAUCUUGAAUUAGGUUAUGAUAUUAUUGUGAAUAAAUUUGAUGAGAUUGAUGAAGAUGAACAAUCAAAAUUUCAAUGUCAGAUUCAACGUGAAAUUGAAUCAUUCGGACUGAAACGAAAGAAAAAUGUGUUUUUUAUAAGUGCUAAAUAUCCUCGAAUGUUUCCAAGUUGGCUAGAAAUGGUCGAUUAUUUAACUAAUGAAUGUGUUGAUUAUGAUAAUUCUAUUACUACAGAUACAGAUUCAGAUACAUCAUCGAGUUCGGAUUCAAACUCAGAUUCAUCAUCAGGUUUGAAUUCGGAUACUGAUGACGAUAGUUGA
This is a messenger RNA of Rotaria sp. Silwood1, 885 nucleotides long. The record is from the annotation of a GenBank genome assembly. NCBI's taxonomy places the organism in Eukaryota, Metazoa, Rotifera, Eurotatoria, Philodinida, Philodinidae.